Molecule: messenger RNA, 1590 nt
Organism: Strongylocentrotus purpuratus (purple sea urchin)
Lineage: Eukaryota; Metazoa; Echinodermata; Echinoidea; Camarodonta; Strongylocentrotidae
Product: deleted in malignant brain tumors 1 protein
Exons: 5
Coding region: 122-1108 (328 amino acids)
Cellular component (GO): membrane
Source: RefSeq, a predicted model, not a curated record
AGGCAGACAGAACGGGAAACGCAUACACAAACGGCUGAACUCAUGUGCCGUCUGACAACAUAUACAAGCAGUACAUUUACAUGUACAUCAAUAUAAUACUUCGUAUAGGUCGUGCAUCAAAAUGGCGCUGAAGGUAUGGAAUAGUGUCCUAAGAUCAGGGCUUCUCUUCGUACUCUGCACAUAUACACUUAUUGCUGGUAGUAGGGAUUCCAUUCGCCUCCACGGGGGAGCUUCGGAUAAGGAGGGACUCGUGCAGGUCAACGUCAGAGGUGUUUGGAAGGCCAUCUGCAGAACCGAGUGGGACGCACUGGAUGCUCUGGUGGUCUGCAGAGAACUGGGAUUUGAUGAUGGAUAUGCCCAGGUGUGGAACGAAGGCCUUCAAAGACAGAGUUAUCUUCUCACAGUCACGCCAACACCACCGCCGCCUUUCUCUAUCGAGGCAGAGAGGUCCCUGAUCGAGGGAAACGAAUUCGCCUGCAACGGCACCGAAAAUUCUUUGUUAUCCUGCAAAUACAACAAGACGACUUAUUAUUGUCCAGGCCACGCCGGAGUCGCAUGUGGUAUCACCACCAAAGAAUUCGGUAUAUUGAUGGAUGAUUUCAUACAGUCCAGGCGUUCCAGUCGUCUUCAACGCUACACUGUCCCCACAUUUUCGGGGACAUCGACUGGCCGGGUGUUGUCUCCGGUUAGCUAUUACUCUAGGUAUAACGCCGACAGAGUUCAAAUUACAGGCGAUAUAUGUAACAUGGACAAGAGAGCGGCAAUGUUGAUAUGUGACUAUCAAGGGUAUCACAAGGGUGGCAAGGUAAUCCAAUUGCCAUCCAUACCCAACAUACCUAAGCUGAUUCACACAUUAACUUGUAUUGACGCAACAUUCCUUCCGAGUUGUGACGUGGUAUAUACAAAGGACGGAGUGUGUCCUGCCGGUGUUCAAUACAAUAGCGUCGAAUGUUACACAAAGUUGCAACCAUCUGUCUUCGGGUCUCUGGCUUUCCUCGGUGUGGCUUCUAUUCUUAUCCUCAUUGCUGGUGCGUUUGGCGUGUCUAGGAUUUUGCGGAAACCAAAAACUUUAUCAGUUCCUCACCCCGAAUGCCAUGAACACUCCUGAUGAAUGAUACGAAGCUGUUUACUCCUACGAACCGAAGUGUUUGUGUCUCAUUUUCAAUAAAGCAAACAUUGCUAGUGCAAACUCCUGGACAUUACCACUACAGCAGCACUCAGCGAACAACUUUUCCUAAUACAUCGGUUACACCAACGAAACCGACGCAAGACCACAACUGGUAGCACCAAAAACUACAUCGAAUGGCGAAUAAGGUAAGCCUGGAGUUUUUGUGGAGUCGGAUUGGCGUUGUCACUGUCGUAUACGACAAUAAUGUAUACUACCCACUGGACUACUGGUUAUCCGGCACAUGUUCGCUAGAGUCGGGGUAAUAAGAUGAUAAUAGCACAUUUAGACAUUACCUUAGUAAUGAAGCAACAGACUCCAUGUUUUGGAAACCGAUUACAAAUUUUGAGGUUUAAGAUCUUUUAUUCACUUUGAAUCUAAAGAAAGCAUGUGGUUACGAUAAUAUUCCAGCUAGAUUGCUAAAA